This is a messenger RNA of Xiphias gladius (swordfish), 2492 nucleotides long. It is a transcript of the gene gnai1, whose product is annotated as guanine nucleotide binding protein (G protein), alpha inhibiting activity polypeptide 1. Gene Ontology annotation, cellular component: heterotrimeric G-protein complex. The coding region runs from base 121 to 1185 and encodes 354 amino acids. Lineage: Eukaryota; Metazoa; Chordata; Actinopteri; Istiophoriformes; Xiphiidae. Gene Ontology annotation, biological process: adenylate cyclase-modulating G protein-coupled receptor signaling pathway. Gene Ontology annotation, molecular function: G-protein beta/gamma-subunit complex binding; GTP binding; G protein-coupled serotonin receptor binding. The record is from RefSeq and is a predicted model, not a curated record. The transcript has 9 exons.
AAAAAAAAGGGCGUGUGUGCGGGGUGAAGGCAGUUUUUAACCGUUUCAUGUGGGUACAUAUGGUAUUUUAGACAUUUUUUUUUUUUAUACACCAUCUGGGUCUGAGGGACACAGUCGAGGAUGGGAUGCACACUGAGCACAGAGGACAAGGCGGCGGUGGAGCGCAGUAAAAUGAUCGACAGGAAUCUGCGGGACGACGGGGAGAAGGCAGCCAGGGAGGUCAAGCUGCUGCUGCUGGGCGCUGGUGAAUCAGGGAAAAGUACAAUUGUCAAGCAGAUGAAGAUCAUCCACGAGGCAGGCUACUCAGAAGAGGAAUGCAAGCAGUACAAGGCUGUGGUCUACAGCAACACUAUCCAGUCCAUCAUCGCCAUCAUCAGAGCCAUGGGGCGCCUCAAGAUCGACUUCGGCGAUGCCGCAAGAGCCGAUGAUGCACGGCAGCUGUUUGUGCUGGCGGGCUCAGCCGAGGAAGGCUUCAUGACUGCAGAGCUGGCCGGUGUCAUUAAGCGGCUCUGGAAGGACGGAGGUGUUCAAGCCUGCUUCAGCCGCUCCCGAGAAUAUCAGCUCAACGACUCGGCAGCGUACUACUUGAAUGAUCUGGACAGGAUAUCCCAGGCCACCUACAUCCCAACUCAGCAGGAUGUCCUGAGGACUCGAGUCAAAACCACAGGCAUUGUGGAAACCCACUUCACAUUCAAGGACCUGCACUUCAAAAUGUUUGAUGUUGGAGGUCAGCGAUCUGAGAGGAAGAAGUGGAUCCAUUGCUUUGAGGGUGUGACCGCCAUCAUCUUCUGCGUGGCCCUCAGUGACUAUGACCUUGUGCUGGCUGAGGACGAGGAGAUGAACCGAAUGCAUGAGAGUAUGAAGCUGUUUGACAGCAUCUGCAACAACAAGUGGUUCACAGACACCUCCAUCAUCCUCUUCCUCAACAAAAAGGACCUGUUUGAGGAGAAGAUUAAGAAGAGCCCUCUUACCAUCUGCUACCCAGAAUAUGCUGGCUCCAACACAUACGAGGAAGCAGCUGCCUACAUCCAGUGUCAGUUUGAGGACCUGAACAAGAGGAAGGACACCAAGGAGAUUUACACCCACUUCACCUGCGCCACAGACACCAAGAAUGUGCAGUUUGUCUUUGACGCCGUCACUGACGUCAUCAUCAAGAACAACCUGAAAGACUGUGGUCUCUUCUGAGGAUAAUGACGAUGAAGACGACAACCCGUUUUUCUUGGCAGUGGAGCCAUCUUAUUGUGCAUCUUUGGUGGGGAAGAUGAGAAGAGUCGGGAGGAUCAGUCACGGACCAGUGCUGUACUAUAUGCCACUUUUAGCAGCUUUAUUUAUGUUUUUGUCUUGGAACAUUUGGAACUAGCGUUACAACAUUUGUGUAGGAUGUUUGUAUCAUUGUAAACGCGUCACAGCAAAUUUUCACACAUUUUUUUUUUUUUUUAAUUUCCUCUGGGGUUUUAUUUUUUUGUUGUUUUAAAAUUUUUGAGGAGAAGGAGGAGAUCACGUUUUUGUUGUUCCUUCUGCCGCCAUCUAUGGAAAAGGAAACUUUGCUAUUGGUGGAAAUGCUUCUUUUCUUCCUUCCCCUACAACUAAAAGGGAAGAGAAGAGGUACAAUUUUGAGUCCAGUUUGUUGGUACUUGUGCCUUCGCAUGCCUUUUACUGCGGUCGUAGUCCUAUUGCUUGUUCUGUUGCCUGCUGAAUUGUUCUAAACAUUAAGAGGUAAACUGUUUUCAUAUGUUAGUGUCCCUGCUAUCUUCUAUGUGCACACCACUGAGCUAUCGGAAGGAGGAAGAUUUCCCUCUGGUCUAAAGGUACAUGGGUCUCCAUGGUGACCAACAUGUAGCCUCCACAGUCCCCUACCCCCAUCGCCCCCACCCGCCAUGACAAUGGAAGGCCUUGCUGGCCGAUCACGCAGUACAAUACUGAGAUGUAUAUUGUUACAUUUACCCCACAAAUCUGGGGUUUGGGUUUUUAAACAGUGUAUAAAAUAUCCAUUCUUUCCAACCAUCCAGAAAACGGUUAGUCAAGGCACUGAGCUUAUAAUACGCUCAUGUGUUUAAAAGUACAAAGACCAGAAUAGGCACAUUUUACUGUAUAUUUUAAUGUAUUUGAAGGAGUUUUCGGUGUUAAAGAGAAAAAAAUAGAACCACAAAAAAAGAUGGUUGUGAAGGUAAGAAUGAGGUCUGAAUUGUUUUAAGCUUCAGAUGCCAUUCUUGGAUCCUUAUCCAGUGAUUUUUGAGAGUAGAGGUGCUGCUUUAGGAUCCACGAAGACUUUCAUUCAGGUGAUGGAAACGAAGACGGUCAAGGGAAGCCUGGUCUGUGAUUUUUAGAUCAGUACUACUUUGCCAAGAAGAGUGAUGAUAGAUACGGUCCUGGAUCUGUUCAUAUAAAGAAACUGCCACAACUGUCAAUGUAUGUGUAUGUUCUCCACUGAAGGAGAAUCUUUGUAGACUCAUCUCCCUUAUUUUGCUAAUAAAAACCAUUUACAAACCAUA